GCUAUUUAAUCCCUUUGUUUUGGUCUCUAAUAUCUUGAUCCUCGUCUACUGUGUGCAAGGAAUAGAUAAGACUGGUGCCUCAGGUUUUUUGCCUUCUCCGAUCUUUUACAGAUUGUUGAGGACACUUUUCUCUUUGAAAUUCUCUCUGUAUUAGCGCUGUUGCUUAGAACAGAUCGUUGGUAAAUGGGGUCGGAAGGGCCUCCAUCGGUUAUCAUUCAUGUAACGGGGUUUAAGAAGUUCCAUGGAGUUUCUGAGAAUCCAACUGAGGCGGCAGUGAACAAUCUCAUGAAGUAUAUGGAGAAGAAUGGUUUGCCUGAAGCUCUAACUCUUGGGAGUUGCAGCAUUCUUGAGACUGCCGGACGUGGAGCUCUUGAUGCGCUGUAUAAAACGUUGCAAUCUGCAAUAGAGGGGAAGGGCCCUGAACCCACUAAUUCCAGAAGAAUCAUCUGGCUUCACUUGGGAGUUAAUAGUGGUGCUUCGAGGUUUGCUAUCGAACGUCAAGCUUUUAACGAAGCCACUUUUCGUUGUCCUGAUGAAAUGGGAUGGAAGCCUCAGAAAGAACCAAUUGUACCAGAGGAUGGUGAAAUUUCACGUACACGAGAGAGUUCUCUUCCAGUGGAGGAAAUAACCAAGACACUGGCAAAGAAGGGAUAUGAAGUGAUGACUUCAGACGAUGCUGGUCGGUUCGUGUGCAAUUACGUGUACUAUCAUUCCCUCCGCUAUGCAGAAGAGCACGGGACCAAAUCGCUAUUUGUUCAUGUUCCUCUCUUCUUAACUAUAGAUGAAGAUACCCAGAUGCAAUUUAUUGCUUCCUUGUUAGAGGUACUUGCAUCUUCAAGUUAUUAGGCUUCCAAUGUAUAGGAAGAGGGUGUAUUGGGGUGAUGCUUGUUUAUCAAAAUGCUUGAAUAAACCAAAUAAUAAUAUGCUUCAAGGGCUAAUAUAUGUAUUUCAAAAUAUGUUAUCCAUACUUGAGAUGAUUUCGACUACUCGUCUGAGAUCAAUAACAUUUGGAGCCUUCGAUGCCUCGUUUAUGAGUCAAAAGUUAAGUUUGAU
Molecule: messenger RNA, 1053 nt
Organism: Cucurbita maxima (winter squash)
Lineage: Eukaryota; Viridiplantae; Streptophyta; Magnoliopsida; Cucurbitales; Cucurbitaceae
Product: pyrrolidone-carboxylate peptidase
Exons: 5
Coding region: 184-846 (220 amino acids)
Biological process (GO): proteolysis
Cellular component (GO): cytosol
Molecular function (GO): pyroglutamyl-peptidase activity
Source: RefSeq, a predicted model, not a curated record